GGAUUGCGCAUGCUUAACCAGACGUGGCAGCAGCCGCUCGUUCUUCCAGCGCGAGCGGGAGCCGGAGCUUAAAGCCGGAGCGGGCUGGGUUAUGGCUCAGCCGGGGCGCAGCUUCAGGGGGGCUCCGGUCUGCGGAGGGAGAAUGCUGCUGCUGCUGCUGCUUUCUCUCUUGGCUAUCUUUCCAGCUUGUGUGUUACCAUCAAAGAUAUCACCUCUGAUAGAAAAAAUUAGUGAUCAGAAGGACUUCAAGAAGCUGUUGAGAACACGAAAUAAUGUAUUGGUGCUAUAUUCCAAAUCUGCGGUAGCUGCCGACAGUUCGCUCAGGUUAUUAUCUGAUGUAGCCCAAGCUGUGAAAGGCCGUGGUACUAUAACAUGGAUAGAUUGCGGUGAUUCAGAAAGCCGAAAACUAUGCAAGAAGAUGAAAGUUGAUCCUGGUUUGAAAGAGAAAGGGAUAGAAUUACUACACUACAAAGAUGGUGCAUUUCACACUGAAUAUAACAGAGCAUUUACACUGAAGUCACUGGUUGCCUUUCUAAAGGAUCCUGAAGGAGCUCCAUUGUGGGAGGAAGAUCCUGAAGCCAAAGAUGUUGUCCAUAUUGACAGUGAAAAGGAACUGAAAAGACUUCUGAAGAAAGAAGAUAAACCUGUUCUGUUGAUGUUCUAUGCCCCUUGGUGUGGAGUUUGCAAAAGAAUGGUGCCAGCUUUCCAACAAGCAUCCACUGAACUGAAGGGCAUGUAUGUACUUGCAGGGAUGAAUGUCUACUCAUCUGAAUUCGAAAAAAUAAAAGAAGAAUACAAUGUCCGGGGAUACCCAACAAUAUGCUACUUUGAAAAGGGGAAAUUCCUAUUUAAUUUUGAAAACUAUGGUGCUACAGCAAAGGACAUUGGAGAAUGGCUGCAAAAUCCUCAGCCACCUAAGCCACAGGCUCCUGAGACUCCUUGGUCAGAAGAGGAAAAUGCUGUUUUUCACCUAACAGAUGAUGAUUUUGACAAGUUUAUCAAGGAACAUUCUUCUGUAUUAGUGAUGUUCUAUGCACCAUGGUGUGGACAUUGUAAGAAAAUGAAGCCAGAAUAUGAGAAAGCUGCAGAGAUACUCCAUGCAGACAGUGAUAAACCAGGUGUUUUGGCAGCAGUAGAUGCAACUGUCAACAAAGCUGUGGCAGAAAAAUUACACAUAUCAGGAUUUCCAACCGUCAAGUUCUUUCAGGAUGGAGAAGAGAAAUACACCUUGCCUCAUCUCCGCACAAAGAGUAAAAUUGUGGAAUGGCUCUUAAAUCCUCAGGCACCUCCUCCACCUGAACCAACUUGGGAAGAAAAGCAGACAAGUGUUAUCCAUCUUGCAGGCGAAGACUUCCGAGAAUUUUUGAAAAAAAAGAAGCACACUCUCGUAAUGUUUUAUGCUCCAUGGUGUCCACAUUGUAAGAACUCAAUCCCACAUUUCACAACAGCAGCAGAACUCUUUAAAGAAGAUCGUAAGAUUGCCUACGCUGCAGUGGAUUGUGCCAAAGAACAAAACCAUGACUUGUGUAAGCAGGAAGGAGUGGAUGGAUAUCCAACCUUUAACUAUUAUAAUUAUGGAAAAUUUAUAGAAAAAUACAAUGGAGACAGAGCGGAAUCUGGAUUUUCGGUUUACAUGCGAACUCUCCGAGAGCGAGAUCACGAGAAGAUAGGGAAGAAGAAAGACGAGUUGUAAUUUCUGCCUCAAAAAGAAACAAAAAAACAAUUCCACUGCACUGUGAAGGGUCUCAGGGUCACUGGUACAAUGCCUGAGAUUAUACAUCUUUUAAAGAACAGACUUUGUUUUUAUAGACCGCCAUUGCCAUUUUCUACAACUUUGAAAAUAAAUUGAAAUCAUUCUCUCUCUCUUUUUUUUUUAAAAAAAGAAAAAUACCAUCAUUGUUGCCAUAUUCUGUUAAGGAGAAGAACAAAAGAAGAGCAUUUUCUUGCUGUUCAGUGCACCUAUGCCCAUUGAUACUCCUAUGCAAUCUUUUUGUAAUCUGUAGGUUUGAUAGUGAUUUCCUCUGACAAAGUAAUCUUUGCGUGUGUGUGUGUGGUUUUUUUUUUUAAUUUUGAAAAGAGAUUUUUAUGAGAAAUGGCUUUUAAAAAUGGGAGGGGGACAAUAAAAGGAGAUGCAAAAGUAUUCAUCAGAUGCAAGUCCAAUUAGGGAAGUAGAGGAAGUAGAGCAUGCGGGUCCCCUCAGAGGCCUCAGCCCAAAGAUUCUUCAAGGGCAGUUUUAUAGGGCACUCAUGCCUGGCACUUACUGCAGGACCCAUUUUGGGAUAAAGGGGCACUUUCAGUCCGUCUUCUGCACAGUGUCACUUUGCGUAGUUGAUGGGACAUCAGCAAGGACAAGGCACCAUGGCGGGACUGAUACAAUUUAGGGGCUGCGGGAAGGAGAAUAACUUUUCCCCGCAAUCAGAGGAGACAUUUCUAGCCACGUUCAAUUUUGCCAAAUGCAGAGCAUGUCUAGAUAAUAAUGAUUUAGGAUGUCCUCUUGCCAAUUUUCAAAGAUUAUGCUUCUUCUUCCCCCCCUCCCCCCCCCAAAAAAAAUUAAUGUGGGAGAGUCAUUUUUAAGAUGCUCAGGGAUAAUAGGAAAUAAUGAAGCAGCAUUGGGCCAUUUCAGAUCUUAAUUGACUGUAGUGGUGUUUUCCUUUUCCUCCUCUUCUUUUUGUAAUAUGCCGUACCUGAAUUGUUUACAUAUCUUUAUAGAAUGUAUGAUUAAAAUCAAUGUCUCUGCAGCAGUACACAUCAAGUAUGAAAAUGACCCUUGGUGUAUGUGUUGUCAAAUGCUUCUUUAGGUGUUGUGCAGGUAGAAGCUUCUAUUUAAUUUAUGACAACAACGGAGUAUUUGCUAAGCAUCCCACUUGACUGUUUGAUAGAGGCAUUGAUAUUUUUGAUAGGCAGAACCAUCCUGUAAUUAUACGUAUUUAUGUUCCAAAGGCUUGUUUGUAUGUGGAUAUUAAAAGAAGCAUAAGUUUUUAAGAGCUCUAUAGAAACAGGUCAUACUUU
Pseudonaja textilis is the source of this 3009-nucleotide messenger RNA. It is a transcript of the gene PDIA5, whose product is annotated as protein disulfide isomerase family A member 5. Gene Ontology annotation, cellular component: endoplasmic reticulum. Lineage: Eukaryota; Metazoa; Chordata; Lepidosauria; Squamata; Elapidae. Gene Ontology annotation, molecular function: protein disulfide isomerase activity. Gene Ontology annotation, biological process: protein folding. The record is from RefSeq and is a predicted model, not a curated record.